UUUUUCGGUGUCUGUGAGAAAGCUGUAGGCUGGGGCGCUCAAGAGCUGGUUGCUAUGCGUGGCUAUUCGCUCAGGCACUUGUCUGUUCACACCCGCUACCUGUGGAUCUAAAGUUUAUCACUUAGCCUAAACUCCUAUUUCAUCAUCACGGUGUUUCGGACAGACUCAUGAGUCUGUACGGUUCGCAGCGGGGGCUGCAAAUAAGCAGACGGACGGGCUCACGAAGCGACUUGGCCGGGGGAAACUACCAGCUGGUUCACGGCGGUAAUGGAUACACACAGGAGUACAUGGAAGAGCAAAGCUUCACCUUGCCCAGAGGCUCAGUGGUGGGAGGACAGGCCCCCUCCCCCAAGCUUAUCAUCCACCAGAGAGCUUCUCUUCUCAAGGGCCAGUGCCAAGAGUUUCUGCGUAAAGCCGAGUUUAUUUUACAAACGCAGGGCACAGAUGGAGCUCGGGGUGUGACAGAGGUUGAGCACUGCAUGGCCUCUGCCAAAGACAUCAUUGAGCAACUCGAGGUCAUCGCCAUGGAGCUCAGAAAAAUGGGCCAGUCCAACGAGAGUGUGCUCAUCAGUGUGAAACAGUGCUCUGAGCAGCUUAGAGCAGUUCACAUGGCUGCUGGUGGCUCUCUGCAGAGGAAGAGUCGAGGCAGCAGAGGAAGUACAGGCUGGGACGAGUCCAGUAGAAGCUUUCACGACGCCAUAGCCUGGAUCACUCAACAGAAGCGUCUCAUAGAGACAUCACCAUGGGGAGAUGAUACUGCCACCAUAGAGCAGCAGCUAAUCAGCCAUAACAAAUUUCACAGCUCCAUCCAGAGAAGCAUGGAGGUAGAAAGAGCUCGAGAGGAAUUGAGAGUGAGAGGUGACAAGGCCAACUUACAUCUGCUGGACCAGGAAUGGGACAGCCUACAGAAACUGUCAUUUUCACGAAGUGCUCAGCUGCGUGAGUUGCAGAAUAUCAUUGAGGAGAUUUCUCGAGAGAUCAUGUGGGUGAAUGAUCGUGAGGAAGAGGAGCUGGUGUUCGACUGGGGCAACAAAAACAUAGAUGUCUACAUCCCUAAGAAGCAGGAGAGCUACUCAAAGCUAAUGAGUGAGUUGGAGGAGAAAGAGAAAGAUCUGAAUAAACUGAAGCUGAAGGUGGACAACCUGCUGGUGAAAAAACAUCCUGCCUCAGACAAAAUUGAGGCCUACAUGGAAACUCUUCAGACCCAGUGGAGCUGGCUCCUCCAGAUCACCAAAUGCAUCCAUGUACAUCUGAAAGAGAAUGCAGCUUACAGCCAAUUCUUCACUGAAGCUAACGAGACAUACAGCAAACUGCAGCAAGAGCAUGAGACCAUUCGCAGGAAAUUCACCUGUGACAAAACAACACCCCUACAGAACUUACAGGAAUUGCUUAAAGGCCUGGAGAAAGAACGUGAGCGUCUGAUGGAGCAGAAGCAGCAGGUUCAGCACCUGGUGAAUAAAUCCAAGAGUAUUGUGAGACUAAGACCAAGAAACCCAGAGGACAAGAGCAGCAGCCCUGUGAUAGUACAGGCUUUAUGUGACUUCAGACAAGAUCAGAAGGUGAUCUGUAAGGGCGAUGAAGGCAUCCUACAAGAUAACUCAGAGCGCACUAAGUGGCAUGUGACUGGACCUGGAGGUCUGGACAUGCAGGUUCCUUCCAUCUGUCUGUUUGUGCCCCCACCCAACCCACUGUCCAUCAGCCUGGCUAACAAGAAUGAGCAGUACUAUGAAGCUAUUCUGUCACUGUGGAACCAGCUUUACAUCAACAUAAAGAGCCUCAUCUCCUGGCAGUAUUGCCUUCAGGACAUCAACCGCAUCAACUCUCUCACCAUCUCCAUGUUGGCUCAGAUGCGUCCAGAGGAAUACCGAAAUAUCAUUAAGAGUUUGGAAACUCGGUAUCAAGAAUUUCAGAGGAACAGCAUGGGCUCUGAGAUUUUUGGAGAGGAAGACAGGAGAACCAUUGAGACCCAGUACACUGGAGCUCAGCAACACUAUGAUCAGCUAGUUGUACAGCUACCAGCCUAUACUUCCAAAAGGUUUCAAAAGGUUUCGUUUGGUGUGAACCUCCUCAGUGAACUGCAUGCUCUGCAGCUGAAGCUGGACACAGCAGAGUCAGCCCUAACCACCCACCUGCACAUCCCAUUGGGACAGGAUGCCCCGGCACAGUGUGCCAAUCACAUUUCUCGCACACAGGCAGUACAGAAGGACAUGGAGUCAUUAAGAGGAGAGUUUUUAAGUCUAAAAGAGCAAGUGCUGAAAGAACUAGAGGACAUGAAAGACACAGAUAAAGCUCAGUUUCUACGCAGCCAACUGAAUCUCAUCAAUCAGAGACUGGACAGGCUUGAUUCUCAUACUGGCACUUAUCUACUAAGGUUAAAGGCCUUGAAGUCUCUGCUGCAAGCCUUACUGCAGGCCGAGGAUGUGGUGAAGGUUUAUGAAGCUCGGCUCACAGAAAGAGACACAACAUCACUGGACCCUGCCGAAGUCCAGGAGUACCAGAGCACUCUUAGGAUUAUGCAGGCUGAGCUUGAGCAGAAGAAACAUGUGUUGGGCUUGCUGGAGGCAGAAUUAAGCAAGACCCGUCAGUACAAUGAACAAAUUUAUGAGAGCUGUCAAAGAUGUGACAUCGAGGUUUGCCAGUAUGCUGAACAUGUAAGCUUGCUAUCUGACCGUUGGAAACGCAUUCAAACACAGAUAAACAGCAGAUUGGAUGAUCUAGACUCAUAUCUGCAGCAGCUAUUGCGGUAUCUUAAGUCUAGCUCCUCUCUCAGCGAAUGGAUUGAUGUCACAAAAGGACACAUAGAUGCUCAGCAGACCACCAAGACAGAUGACAUCACAGUCCUCACCAGACUCCUUAAUGAACAGAAAGUGCUAAAUUCUGAGAUAAUGACAAAGAGAGAGGCAGUGGAGGCUGUACAGAAGGAUGGUGAUUCAUGUGUAAAUGCUAUCAAGGGCUAUGAGGUAGAGUUGGCCUCUUACAGUGCUGGGCUAGAGACUCUGCUCAAUAUACCCAUUAAGAGAACCAUGCUGCAAUCUCCAUCUACUGCUGUGAUACAGGAGGUUUCCUCCAUACAUGCCCGCUACUUAGAGUUGCUUACACGUUCAAGUGAUUACUGCAGACACCUUGGAGACUCACUAAAGAACUUGGAGCAACUCAAGAUUAGAAACACCAGGAUAGAUUUGCUAGAAGAGGAGCUAAGGCUUCUGAAAGCAGGCAUUCAUGACCGUGAUGCUAAGAAUGUCUCACUGCAGGAGGCACUCUCACAGUACCAACUUCAGCUGAGCGAAUCUCAGGAACAUCUCCUCUCCCUGGAGGAGGUCAAGAGGAGCCAGGCUAUGCAGUGCAGUGCUGCACAGGAGAGCUUAAGCUCCUCCCAGAGCCACCUACAAGAGCUCAUGGAGGAGCUCCAACACUACAAGCUGCUUUUGGAGAAGGAGAAGGCAAACAAGAAGAUUUUGGAGGAACGGUACACCAGUCAGCAGGAAGAACAUGAGGAGGCCAUGCGUAAAAGACAGAGGGAGCUGGAAGGGGCCAACUGGGCCAAGAUUGAGUUAGAGAAGACAGUGGCAGAUCAGACCCGGGAGGUUGAGCGUUUAAAAAGGCAGCUGGACGAGGAGGCACAGAAUGUUAAGGAGGCACAGAUGGAACUGGCUAAGGUAAGGCAGCAGCACAGCAUGGAAAUAAAGGAGGUUAAACAGGUCUAUGAGUCCCAGAUCCUGGUAACACAGACCAACAUGCAGAAGCUCUCACAACAGCAGGAGGACAACUCCUCAACGAUGCAGCUGAAGGUUGACAGGCUAGAGGGGGAAUGCAAGGAAUUGCAGGAAGAGUUGAGGAGGCUGCGGCUAACCCUCAGAGAGGAGGAGGCUCAGAGAAGGUGUGCUGAAGGCCUACUGCAGCAACAGACUGUAGCAAGCUCUGAGGACACCAGGAAAAGGAGUGAAUUGGAGGCUCAAAUUCAGCUGCUUCUCAAUCAAAAAAGUACAAAUGAGAGCAAAUGGAAAGAGGUGCAGGAGAGCUUUGCUCAGGCACUGAAAGAAAAGGGCAAUGAAAUUUCCAGCCUCAGACACUCUCUUGAGGAAGAGUUACGCAAGAAGAGAGCUAUAGAAACUGUGGGUGCCCGUCUGGAAAAGGAGUUAGCUGACCUCCAUAUUAAACAUACAACCUGCUGUCAGGAGCUAGUGCAGCUUCGCUCCUCACAGCAAGAGUUAACAAUCGUCCGUGUGGAGCUAGAAUCUCAAGCAAAUGAGAGGAACCGGGUAGAACAGAAUGUCAUACGACUUCAGUCCAGGAUUCAGGAACUCCAGGAGGAACUGAAACAGUUGGAGGGGGAGCUAGAGCAGCAAGGACGAGUGGCUCAAGAAGAAUCUGCUAAGCGCAGGAAAAGUGAAGCUCAGCUUGAGAAGUCCAGUCAGGCCAUGCGUGAGUAUACCUCCACUAUCACUACUUUGCGCAAGAGUCAGGAGCAGGUCAGCAUUGAGGCCAGGCAAGCGGAGGAAGAGUGCAGGCGACUGAAAGAGGCUCUUGACCGUACCUUGAAAGAGCAUGGUUUCUCUAGCCAACGGUUGGCCACGCUUGAAGCUGAAAUGAAAACCUUGAGGUUGCAGUUGGUGCAAGAGCAAGGCCGAGUUCGUGAGGCCAACCAACGCUAUGAAGCCCUGCACAGGAGCAUGGAGGAGAAAACUCGAGCUCUGAACGAAAUGACUGCUGACGUAGAGCGUCUGAAGAAGCUUACAGAGACUCUCACCAAGGAGCGUCUUCACCUGGAGGAGGAGCUACGGGCCAUACGUCUGGAGCGCGAAGAGCUGCUGCAAGGCAGGCAGCAUGAGGAUGAAGAGAUGAGUACCCAAAUUAAAGCUCUUCAGCAACAGCUUCAAAACAGCCAGCAUGCUAGAACCGAGCAUGACAGCCUUGUCCAACAACUUUCACAGGAGAGAGAAAAGCUGCGACUGGAGAUACAAAAUAUUCAAAAACAGGCCAGCGAGACUUCAUCCUUGAUCCAGGCGUCCCAAUCUCAGUGCACUGAAUUACAGCAAGAGCGGGAUGCCCUCAUCAGGAAGAUGAAUACAAUGGAACAGGAUCUGACCCGCAUGAAGAAGUUUGAGGAAGAGCUGAACCGCGUCAAACUAUCACUAGAGUCAGAACUGCGUCUGAAAACACAGCUGCAGGAAGAGAAUGGAAGGCUCAGGAAGGAGUUCAGCCACUGGAAAAAGAUGUGUGAGACCCAGGAGGAGCAAGUGCGGCAGCAUAGCACACAGCACAUGGUGCUAGAUCGAGAACAUAACUCAUUGAGGAGUGAGUUGGAGCGGCUGCAGGCCCGACUGAAGGAGGUGGAGGAGCGCCACAGGCUCCAGCUACAGGCACUGGAACAUGAGCGUGCAGAGCUACAGACUCUGAGAGAUUCAUUGCAAGAGGACGUGCUGAAACUACGGCAGAAACCAGAUGCUGCAGACAGGUACACACAGACGGACCAGCCUGAUACACACAUCGAUCCCUCCACUCUGGUUUUUGAUGGUGUCCGUAAAAAGGUCACAGCUCAACAGCUGCAUGACUGUGAUGUAAUCGACAGCAAAACAUUGGACCACUUGGUCAGGGGUCAACAGACUGUCCAGGAUGUGGCUAUUGAUAUCAAGCUGAAUCUCAAGGGUACAGGUGCCAUUGCAGGACUAGCAGCAGGGCCUGCAGGAAAGUUAACAAUCACAGAGGCCAAAAGAGAUAACUUGAUUACAAAAGAGAGUGCAGUGAAACUGCUAGAGGCUCAAGCAGCCACAGGGUACAUAAUUGAUCCUAGAGCUAAUGUGAAGAUGACAGUGAAAGAGGCUUGUCUCAGUGGACUUGUGGAUGAAGAGGAUAAGGAGCACCUGCUAACUGCAGAGGCUGCCUGCAUUGGAUUCAGAGAUCCAAACACAGACAAACCUCUGUCAGCCAGCCAAGCCAUGAGGAAGGGGUUGAUAGAUCACGAUACAGCUCUGCGUCUGCUGCAGGCACAAGAGGCUGCCGGAGGGGUCCUUGACCCUCUCCUCAGUGUAUAUCUCCCAAAGGAUGUUGCCAUGGACCGUGAUCUGAUUGAUGAGAGCCUUUAUCAAGCCUUGAAUACAAAACCAAACUGCUACAUUGACCCUGAUACGCGUCUGAGUGCUAGCUAUAUCAGCCUAAAGAAGCUAUGCAAAGUUGACCCUAACACCGGCUUGCUCCUGCUUCCAGCCCCUCAAGAGCAAAUUAUGGUACAGGGCCUACGGGGAAAGGUUUCUGUGUCUGAUCUAGUACAGGCCAACUUGCUAGAGUACACAGACAUAGAUCAGCUAAAAGAGGGCAAGCUGACUGGCCAGGACAUUGAGCAUAGACUUCGGGCCUACCUGCGGGGGUCUACCUGCAUUGCUGGAGUCUUCGAUGAAGCCAACAAAUGUAUCUUGCCUAUCUAUCAGGCCAUGAAAGAAGGACUUCUGAGACCUGGCACCACGAUGGAGCUUCUCGAAGCCCAAGCCGCUUCGGGCUUCGUGAUUGACCCUGUUAACAACCAGUACUACACAGUAGAAGAGGCUUGUAAGAAGCAUCUGGUUGGUGUGGAGUUUAAAGACAAACUCCUCUCUGCUGAGAGAGCAGUUACUGGAUAUAAGGAUCCAGGUACUGACAAGAUCAUUUCCCUUUUUGAGGCAAUCGAACGGGGUCUGAUUGAGAAAGGCCAUGGUAUUCGCCUUCUAGAGGCUCAGAUAGCCAGUGGUGGUAUCAUAGACCCGAAACAAAGUCAUCGAAUUGAUGUUGAUGUGGCUUAUCAGAGAGGUUACUUUGACAAAGAGAUGAAUCAAAUUCUAAAAGAUGAGGGAGAUGACACAAAAGGGUUCUUUGAUCCAAACAAUGAAGACAAUCUGACAUAUCUGCAAUUGAAGAGUCGCUGUAUUACAGAUGAGAAAACUGGCCUUGUGCUUUUGCCACUUCAUGAUAAGAGCAAGACAGCAGCAACACAGAAAAACACUACACGGAAGACAAGGGUUGUGAUCGUAGAUCCAGAUACCAAUAAGGAAAUGACAGUACGUGAAGCCUAUGACAGGAAGUUGAUUGACUACGAAACCUACCUGGAGCUUUCCCAGCAAGAAAGUGAAUGGGAAGAAAUGACUAUUACUGCCACAGAUGGCACGAGCAAACUGGUCAUUACUGAUAAGAAAACAGGCCUUCAGUAUGACUUGCAAGAACUGCUUGAUAAAAGCGUGAUCGACCAAGACACUUUAAGCAAGUACCGCUCAGGGGCCAUUACUUUGACACAAUUUGUUGAUAUUAUUACCAGUAGGAUCAAACCAACAAAUCAGCCCCUUGGCCCUUCCUCAUCUGCCUCCUCAUUGUCAUCCCAGACAACAGUCAAAAACGAAACCGUGUCAACUAUCAGAAGCACUCCCUUGCAGCAACCUCCCUCCUCACCAAAGCGCAUUGCUAGCAUGUCAAUUACUUUGACAUCACCUGGAGAGUCUAUAGAUGAGCAGAAUCCAGUUGGGGCCAUCUUUGACACAGAGAAGUUAGAGAAGAUUAGCAUCUAUCAAGCAAUGAAGCGUGGCCUUGUGGACUCUAUCACAGGGCAAAGGCUGCUAGAAGCACAAGCCUGUACUGGUGGCAUUGUAAACCCAGAAAAUGGCCGCCGCAUCUCCAUUCAAGAAUCUAACCGCUUGGGCAUAAUUGAUGAUGACAUGGCUAACCGACUGAAACCUGCUCAGAAAGCCUACAUUGGCUUUGAGGAUCUAAAAACCAAGAAAAAGAUGUCAGCAGCUGAAGCUGUGAAGGAAAAGUGGUUACCAUAUGAGGCCGGCCAGCGUUUCCUUGAAUUUCAGUUUUUGACAGGAGGCCUAUUUGAUCCAGAACAGGGCCGAAGACUCACACUUGAGGAGGCUUUGCACUUAGGAUGGCUGGAUGGAAGAUCAGCGCAGAAACUCUUGGAAACGCGCCACCACCCUAAGGCGCUGACUUGCCCCAAGACUAAGUUGAGGAUUUCCUACAAGGAGGCUAUGGAUGCAUGUAUGUUGGAAGAAAAAACAGGGGUGCGCAUGCUUCCUGCAGCUGCCACCUCCUCACAUGGUAUCAGCAGCCCUUACAACACAAAACCAAGUUCUGCUCCAGGCUCACAAAGUGGGUCGCGCAGAGGGAGCGUGGACCAUAGUUUUUCAACUUCAUCCUCCUCCAGAUACAGCAGCUUCACAUACAGCAGAACCUCUUUCAGCACCAGGUCUCUUUCAUAAAGAAAAUUACCCCCAGCAUAUACACAGGCUGUCAAAAUAUUAACUAAAUUACAUUAAGGAUUGUAAUGAAUGAAUUAAAUAGAAAGAUAGGAGGAAGAAAUAAGCUACUCACAGAAUAUAAUGAAAUAUUAAAAACAUUAUUUUAGAAUAUACUCAGUAGUGUGACUAUAUACUUUCCUUUUCAUGAAAAUGUCUACUCAAUAUCAUUAUUAGAUCAUCUGUCAGUGACUUUUGAAUAAUCCUUUACUGUAGUUGCUUGGUAAUUCAAGGAUUUUUUUUUAAGGUAACAAAAAGGUAAUGCCUAUAUAUCUGAAGUGGUGUGGGUAUUGAUGAUGUUAGGAAGUAAUUACACUGUAGCUGUAAUCUCUACUUAGGUUGGAAACUUAAUGUUUAUAUUGCUGCAGUUCAUUGUUAAGUAGAUGGAAACAUUUUAAUUUCAAGUGCCUCUGCUUUUCUACUAUAUGUUUAACAUAGUUGGUAACUAAUGUGAUGCUUUGAAAUGAAUAAAAAAAUCAUGAAUACA
Molecule: messenger RNA, 8745 nt
Organism: Pygocentrus nattereri (red-bellied piranha)
Lineage: Eukaryota; Metazoa; Chordata; Actinopteri; Characiformes; Serrasalmidae
Product: desmoplakin
Exons: 24
Coding region: 168-8222 (2684 amino acids)
Biological process (GO): wound healing; cell-cell adhesion; intermediate filament cytoskeleton organization
Cellular component (GO): intercalated disc; intermediate filament; cytoplasm
Molecular function (GO): structural molecule activity
Source: RefSeq, a predicted model, not a curated record